This is a messenger RNA of Mytilus californianus (California mussel), 388 nucleotides long. Its product is annotated as c-Myc-binding protein-like. The coding region runs from base 80 to 385 and encodes 101 amino acids. The record is from RefSeq and is a predicted model, not a curated record. Gene Ontology annotation, cellular component: nucleus. The transcript is spliced from 5 exons. Gene Ontology annotation, biological process: regulation of DNA-templated transcription. Gene Ontology annotation, molecular function: transcription coactivator activity. NCBI's taxonomy places the organism in Eukaryota, Metazoa, Mollusca, Bivalvia, Mytilida, Mytilidae.
UCACUGCGCAUGUUACAGAAACCUUGAUAGCAACCAUUCCUAACUGGACCUGUUUCAAACGAGAUUGAAGAACGACAUCAUGACAACUUACAGGGGAGCUGACAGCAAGAGAGAAGAGUUCAGAAAAUACUUAGAGAAAGCAGGUGUAUUAGAUGCCUUAACAAAAGUUUUGGUUGGGUUGUAUGAAGAACCAGAAAAGCCAAAUAAUGCAUUGGACUUUUUAAAACAGCAUCUAGGAGCUUCAGGUCCAGAAACAGCCGAUGUGGAGGCCUUAAAAUUAGAAGUAACAGAACUUAGACAGAAAAUAGAACAGUUGACAGAGGAAAACAAUGAAUUAAAAACAAAGGUACAACAGUAUGAGCCAGAAGGACAAGAAGCUCAAUGAAGA